Molecule: messenger RNA, 2113 nt
Organism: Saccoglossus kowalevskii
Lineage: Eukaryota; Metazoa; Hemichordata; Enteropneusta; Harrimaniidae
Source: RefSeq, a predicted model, not a curated record
GAAUUAGAUAACCUUUGACCCGCUGUUAGAGACUUUGAUUUUAACAGCAUUAGAUUUUCGAGCGUGUUAUUUUACACAUUACGUCACUAGUGAAGACAUUUGUGCGCAAUACGGAUCGAUGAAGAUGAACAGGGGAAUUUCUCUUCUUGUGCUGUGUAUCGUGGUGACGUCACAGAUAGUCGAUGGUGGCGUUAUUCGUAAUAUCCCCAGCAGAGAUCGUCGAGAUGUGUCUGAAGAUGAUAUAUUAUGGGACGAGUUGGAAGCAUGGAUUGAUGGCAUCGCUGAUAAGCAAGUAGAAGCAGGCACACAGACUGAUGGGAGUUACGGAAAUGAUUGGUUGGAUGAGCUUUGGAAAAUGGAUGACAUCUCGGUGGAAUCUGACAAACCAGCAGUGACUGCAUCACCGGUCAGUAGUGAAAACAGUGACAAAACUAGUGAAGGUGAAGAAAGUGAAGAAAAGAGUUUGGCGAGUUGGUGGGAUAGCUGGCUCAAUCCAACACCAGCAAUCGACACACAAGGCGAUCCGUAUGCAGGUAAUUGGUGGGAAACCGGUAGUCAAGGCAACCCAGAAAAUGGUAAUCAGGAAAACCCAUGGUAUGGUAGUCAAGGCAACCCAGCAACUGCUAAUCAGGGCAACCCAAGCUAUGGUAGUCAAGGUAAUCCAGAAUCUGCUAAUCAGGGCAACCCAGGGUCUGGUAGUCAAGGCAACACAGGAACUGCUAAUCAGGGCAACCCAAGCUAUGGUAGUCAAGGCAACCCGGGAACUGCUAAUCAGGGCAACCCAGGGUCUAGUAGUCAGAGCACCACAGGGUAUGGAAGUCAAAAUAAUCAAGAACCUGGUAGUCAAGGCAAUCCUUGGUCUGGUAGUAAUGGAAAUCAAGGAUCUGCUAAUCAAGGCAACCCAGUGUCAGGUAAUCAACAUCAAGAAGAUCCUUGGAAUCAUUGGAGUAACACUGGGAGUCAGUGGCCUAGUAAGGGAAACACGGGAAGUGAAUAUAACCCACAAGGUAGUCAAUGGAGAAAUACACAGAGUCCUGGUUUGAACAGAGGCAGUCAGUGGGGUACUGGAAGCUCUCAAUGGGGAAAAGGAGCAAACCAGGGAAACGCUUGGUCAGGGAGCCAAGAUGGAAGAGGGACAAACCAAGGUAACCCUUGGACGGGAAGCCAAGGUGGAAGAGGCACAAACCAGGGAAACCCUUGGACGGGGAGCCAAGGUGGAAGAGACACAAACCAGGGAAACCCUUGGUCAAGUGGAACAGGAAAAAACCAGGGUGACCCUUGGACGGGGAGCCAAGAUGGAACAGGGACAAACCAGGGAAACCCUCGACCAGGGAGCCAAGGUGGGACUGGGACAAACCAAGGUAACCCUUGGACGGGGAGCCAAGGUGGAGGAGGCACAAACCAAGGUAACUCUUGGAUGGGGAGCCAAGGUGGAAGAGGCACAAACCAAGAUAACCCUCAAUCAGGAAACCAAGAUAACCCUUGGACAGGGAGCCAAGGUGGAGGAGGCACAAACCAAGGUAACCCUUGGACGGGGAGCCAAGGUGGAAGAGGCACAAACCAAGAUAACCCUCAAUCAGGAAACCAAGGUAACCCUUGGACAGAGAGCCAAGGUGGAAGAGGCACAAAUCAAGGCAACCCUUCGCCAGGGAGCCAAGGGGGAAGAAAUCAAGGCAAUGCCAGGGGUGACAAUCCAAAACGUCCAGAGUCGAGUGGUGGUAAUGCUAAUGGUCGGAACUGGUGGAACGCGGGACAGGGAGCUGACGAUGGAACUGGAGGUGGUAUGGGUAACUGGUGGGGUUGGGGUAAUCCUGGUGCAUCUGAUCCAUCGAGUAAUCAGGGUGGUGAUGCAGAUAUAUGGGGUGACUAUGGUGGAUUGCUUGACAAACUCAAAAACGCUAACUGGUGGGAAUCUGGUGGAGAUACUAACAUAGAUUGGGAGUCGGAUAUAUAUGAGGAAGACGACAAAUCUAAAGAGAAAGACGAUGACCUCCUAGGGGAUAACUGGCAUGAUACAUCGCUGGAUAACUUUUGGGAAACAGCUGAUGACAAUUGGUGGGAAACUCCCGAUGACAAUUGGUGGGAAACCGAAGGUGACAAUUGGUGGGAUUAA